Molecule: messenger RNA, 579 nt
Organism: Metarhizium acridum CQMa 102
Lineage: Eukaryota; Fungi; Ascomycota; Sordariomycetes; Hypocreales; Clavicipitaceae
Source: RefSeq, a predicted model, not a curated record
AUGGCCGACCCGCGGAUUACGGCCAUCGACAAGGCCCUUGGCGACGUCCAACUUCCCGCGCAUAGCCUCGUGCUAACGGCCCAAAGCAGCUACUUUAAACGUGCUCUACAAGGCGAGAUGCAAGAGGGCAAGACCAGAAAGUUCGAGUACAGCCAAGGCAGCAUGCAGGCGUACUGGCGGGCCUUUGAAUACAUGUACACGGGAAAGUACUCCGAAGAGCCGUGCAUGAAGCUAAACGAUACAGAUGACGACGAGCUCUCCAAGGACGUUCGAGUGUAUCAGCUGGCCGAUUACUUUGGAGUGGACGGCCUUAAAGACGAUGCUCUGCAGAAGUUCAAGGCGAAAAUCACCAAGCUAUGGGUUACCGAGCUGUUUGUUGAUUGUAUAAGAGAUGUUUACCAAUCUACAAGCGAUGAAAAGUGCAAAAUGAGGCAGGCUGUUGUUGAUGUCGUAAACCAACAUCGGUCUGAGUUGUGGCAAAGAAGGCCUUUCAAAGACCUUGUCCGUGAGGGUGGUGACUUUGCGGUGGACUUGAUGAGUAAACUCUUGGUUGAAGAUGAGGAGAAAACGGUUGUGUGA